AAUGGAAUUACAAACAUCAGACACAAUGUGCGUCCUAGCUGCUCAAUUUGCAUUCGUUUUACCACCUCAGGUUGUGAUUACGCUUAAGUGAUAAUUACUUAAACACAGCCGCUCCAAGACAUAUCUUACAGUAAGUGACACAUUUUCUGAAUCGUUUAUCUAUAUAGUUUGUGCAGGGGAAAACCUACAUAAUGCCCAGCUGUUCCCACCUUUACGCUGCCAUUCUGACGAAUAUCUUUCCCCUCCCCCCGGCUCAGUCAAGAGCGGAGCGAGUGUUGCCCGGGACCAUUGCGAGCAAGAUGGCGUUCUUUCUGUCAGCACCCGAACAGCUCCCGAUUGAUGCGCUGCAAACGCGUUAAUUGAGUUGCAGUGCAAGUUUCACAGCCGGCAGUGCUCGUUAGCCCUUUCAUUUAAAUCACCCAUCAAUGCCUUCCAGAGGGUUUUGUUCUGAUGGGAGAUUGUUUGGAGGGCCAACGCGUCUUUUGGUGCAAAGUCUUGCAGGGACAGAAGCUGAGGCGGUCCGUCUAAUUGCCUCGGCAUUCACCAGUGCCUCUGCAGCGACAAUCUCCCUCAUUUCCCCUCAGUUUCUAUGAAUGGGGAAAUACCACACGGAGGAAAGAUAAGAUCUGAAGAGCCAAUAUCUUAUCUGGGACAAAUGUACAGACAAAUGACAGAGUUAUAGUGCGAAGAAUUACCGUUGAACAUCUGUCUCUUCAUUCGACGCUUGCUCACUUUUCGACGGGAAAAGGGAUGCCACGAGGACAGCAUACCUCCGUGAAUUCAUGAGGAUGCACAGUCCGAGCUCUACAUUUUCGGUCAGAAUAGCGCACUUUUGAUUCUCCGACACCCCGCACCCCACUGCCUCUGUGAGAAUGAGCGCGGCUCUCGUAGUGAUGGUCAUGACUUCGUCCUUCUUCAACCCGGGUUUUGCCCUCAGCUCCCAUUUCGACACAGAUGGCGCCCCGCUGAGCGAGCUCUCCUGGUCGUCCUCCCUGGCCGUGGUGGCCGUCUCCUUCUCUGGACUCUUCACCUUCAUCUUCCUCAUGCUGGCCUGCCUGUGCUGCAAGAAAGGGGACAUCGGCUUCAAGGAGUUUGAGAAUGCGGAGGGCGAGGAGUACCAGGCCGACGUCUCCACCCUGGCCUCGCCGGCCACCCAGACCGGCCCUGAGGUCUACAUCCUGCCCCUCACCCAAGUCUCCCGCCCCCUCAACAAGCAGCCCGGACGAUCAGUCCAGCUGUUGAAAUCCUCAGAUGUUGGUCGCCACAGCCUGCUCUACAUCAAGGAGAUUGGCCAUGGCUGGUUUGGAAAGGUUCUCCUGGGUGAGGUCAACUGUGGUGUGAGCACCAUGCAGGUGGUAGUGAAGGAGCUGAAAGCUAGUGCCAGUGUCCAGGACCAGAUGCACUUCCUGGAGGAGGCCAAGCCUUUCCGGGGCCCCCAGCACCCAGCGCUGCUGCAGUGCCUGGCCCAGUGCACCGAGGUCACCCCCUACCUGCUGGUCAUGGAGUUCUGUCCGCUGGGCGAUGUGAAGGGAUACCUGCGCAGCUGCCGAGCGGCUGACACCAUGACCCCUGACCCCCUGAUCCUCCAGAGGAUGGCCUGUGAGGUCGCCUCAGGGCUCCUCCACCUCCACAAGCAUAACAUCAUCCACAGUGACUUGGCCCUGAGGAACUGUCUGCUCACGUCAGAUGUGACAGUGAAGAUAGGGGAUUAUGGACUCUCUCACAGCAAAUAUAAGGAUGAUUAUUUCGUGACGCCAGAUCAGACAUGGGUACCAGUGCGCUGGAUCGCCCCAGAACUCGUCGAUGAAGUCCACGGAAACCUACUUGUGGCAGACCAAAACAAGCAAAGCAAUAUCUGGUCUCUGGGCGUGACCAUCUGGGAGCUGUUUGAGCUGGGGACCCAGCCCUAUCGCCUCUACUCCGAUCGACAGGUGCUCAACUACACCGUGAAGGACCAGCAGCUCAAGCUGCCCAAGCCCCUGCUCACGAUCCCUCUGGCAGAACGCUGGUACGAAGUGAUGCAGUUCUGCUGGCUCCAGGCGGACCAAAGACCCAACGCUGAAGAGGUCCACCUCCUGCUAAACUACCUGUGUGCCAAAUGCGCCAGCGAGGCCGAGGAGGACUUCGAGAGGCGCUGGACCUCCAUGCGGCCCAACACCGGGCACCACAGCCUGCACGGCGCCGGAGCGCUGUCCCUGGAGAUGGCCCCGUCCGCCUCGUCGUCCUUCCCCUUGCUGGAGCAGUUCUCGGUGGGCGACAACUACCACUCCGAGUCCGGCGAUGACGUCCUGACAGUGACGGAGACAAGCCAUGGGCUGAACUUCGAGUACAAGUGGGAGCAGGCGCGGGCCGAGCAGUCGUAUCACCACUCUUCAUCCACAGGCACCUUGGGACAGGGCAAUCCACACUGCCAGGAGAUAUAUUACCCACCAGGGGGUAUCGUCGGUGGCUGUGGGAUGGAUGGGCUCACCCUUGGGGUGACGCCGUCAUACUACGAGCCCAAGCAGCUGCACGCUCCAGGGACAGUCCCUGUGUUGAGUGCCCACAGCCCUUCAGUGAGCAGUGAGUAUUACAUCCGCAUUGAGGAGCCAAUGGACUGCAAUGUUGACAUAGAUUACACCAUGUCCAGCUACAGCCCAGAGUUUGGUGGUAGCAAUGGGAGCUUUCUGACAGGGAGUGGAGACUCUCGAGAAUGUAUGACCUGCCCCGCGGAGGUCAAGCCCAUCGACUCCUACUGGGCUGCGGAUGUCCACAAAAGCAGUGCCUAUGAUUCGGACAACACAAGCCCUGCCUUGUCCCUAACCAUGGAGCCUCUGCUCGGGCAGGUGUCCAACGACAGCCCACUGGGGAGGCCCUGGGAGUCGGGACAUUAUGUCUCCUACAAGGACAGAGAUGGGGGCUACUACUAUGAACACUCACCCCCCAUAACAAUGGAUGGCUAUAUUAUUGGGAAGCCUCCAGAACCCCUCCAGGAGAGCUGGGGGUCCCGUAGCCUGAGGCGGGCGCUGCGAGAGCUGGAGAACCCUCUUGGGAUUCCUCCUUCUCUUGACAGCCCCCGCCACGGCUACAGCGCCGACCCCUACCUGGAGACCAGUCAAGGCUCCAUCAUUGGGAAGAAUGUCACAGGAGGCUACUAUGACAUGAUGGGUUCCCUUAGGAAGACCAUGCCCAAUUCUCACCAGGUCAGCAUCGACAUAGAGUCAGAGGGAGCACUCUUCCUCCGCCACAGGGACAGCGACAGUGAGGAGGAGGAUGAUGAGGAAGAUAUGUUUGUUGAGAGGCAGGCUCAUGGCUGGUCCAGCCACCCCAACAGCAACAGUGCUAGUUUGUGCCGGAGACAGGGUUCAUGUCGACGACAGGAUGCCUACAUGGAUUUCCACUAUACCAUGCCCACAACAGAUGUUGAGGAUUGCUGGUCGGAUGAGCAAAAGUUAGCCUACCAUCACCCUCCUAAACCUAUAGACUACCUGGAGGCCACUGCAAAGGACAGUGGCUGUGUUGCACAUGGGGGUCAUCAUCCACUGCUAACUGCGGAAUGCAAUCCGUACAUCUACAUAUGCCAUGAGACUGCGCCAGACAAGGUAUUGCCUGUUGAGUGUUGCCAAGUUGUGGAGAGCCCUCACUUCAUUGAUCCUCUCACUGGUGCAGUUGUGAGGAACUGUUACAUCAAUGACUAUGAGAAGAUCAUUGGAGCGCCCAGCGAAGGCAAGAAAGAAAAUAAGGAACUAUCAGCCGAUUUGACCUCAAAGGCAAAUAAGUCAACUCAGUAUGACCUUACAGAGCAAUAUGUGGAAAUAACUGUGGAGGAUUCGUCCUCUAAGAAAGAGGAGAGUGCCAAGGAAGAGAUCGCACCAAACGAGUCCAAACCUGUGGAGAUCACCCCCAGCCAAAUAACAGAGCAGAGCCCUGCCACAGUCAUCCAAUCAGAAGAGAGCCCUGCCACAGUCAUUCAAUCAGAACAGAGCCCUGCCACAGUCAUCCAAUCAGAACCCAAUUCAGAACUGAGUCGGACGGCGGACAGUGGGAUUGACCGGGGACACUCCAGCGUCAGCCUGGUGGAGAUCGAUGACUGCAGUGAUGACGACAUCACCGAUGUCACCUCAGCAAUCUUCGGCGAGUUCCCUGUGGACUACGUCGAGGCGGGCGACUACAACACCUCUUCCCCUGCUCUGAAGUCCCUCCAGAAACAGGUGGGCACUCCAGACUCUAUGGACUCCAUCGACCUGCCCUCUACCACAGGCUCCAGCGAAGCCUUCAGCCCUGCCUCUCACCCGUCCAGCUCCCCCAAAGCCAUGGACAGUGGCUACGACACAGAGAAUAAUGAGUCCCCUGAGUUUGUACUCAAGGAACCUCAUGAAUCGCAGGAGCCCAAAGCCUUUGUCCAGCCCCUGGGGAAACCAAUCAUCUCAGCAAGCUUGGAUGAGGAGAAGGAAGAUCCAGAAGCUGAAGCCACCUCUGCCUCUUUGCCAGCCUCUCAGAGCAGUGAGGGAGGGCUGACCGCUCUUAGUCAGGACAACCCUUACCGCGAUUCUGCUUAUUUUUCAGACUACGAUGCAGAGAAUGAAAAACUAGCUCGGGACGAGGAAGAAGAGAAGGGAAAAAAGGAGGAGUGUGAGACUCAACAGGUUGAGGUGAUAGAAGAGUUAAAGGUCAAUCCGUCAGAGGAACAUGAAAAGAAAGAGGAAGAGAAGGUGCAUGCCUCCCAGGAAGAGAGCGAGGAUAAUGAUCCUAUCAAAAAUGAGAGUCUUCUGCCCCAAUUAGAGAUCAUUGACACAGAGGACAAGAUAUCUGCCUCAACCCCCUGUUCUACCACUCCAGCCCAUUCUGCAGAGGAAGGCCAGAUGAAAGCAGAGAAAGAGUGUUUUCCAGAUGAAGUACUAGAAACUGAGACUGAAGUCUUGGGAGAGACCGUGGCAUCUGAACAGGCCGCAGACCAAGAGGGAUUGACUAGUACCCAAACAUUGUCCUGCGACGAGGUCUCCAGGGAAACUGGACACACAGAGAUUCCCGAGGUUCCAUCUACACCCCUUGAUUCCAAUGAGACAAACAGUGCCACUGAAUCUAACUCCAAUAUCAAACUGGAAGAAUAUGAAGAGGAGCGGGAACAUGAGGAAGCAGAAGUCUCAAACGUCGCCUCUCUAGUCAAACUACCUGAAGAACAUGAACAGGAGGACAGCGGUUCACCAGAUACCUCCAGCAAGAAGAAUCAAACCCCCCAAACUGGUCAAGAACAAGGAGAGGAGGUGCACUCUAAAAUCUCCACUCGUGCCUCCUCCCCUCCUCCACCCCAUUCUCCUCUUGAGGGUCGAGUGUCACCUGCCGACGGGGAGGAGGCGGACGAGGAAGACGCUGACUCCGAUGACAGCGAUGAAUCCGAUGAGGAGCUGCGGACCUAUAGCGUGCAGGAGCAGAGCGAGGAGAGUGAGGACGAGAACCACCCAAUUCCCAUCGUCAUUAGUGACUGCAGCGAUGCCCAUAACCUCCGCAGCCUGCUGAAGAUGACCACCCUAGUGACGGAGUCAUCCAUCGACGAACCAGAGGCCAAGAAGAAGGUUGUGUCCUUCUUUGAUGAUGUCACUGUCUAUUUGUUUGACCAGGAGAGUCCCACUCGGGAGCUGGCAGACCAAGGCUUUCCUCCCGGGGCAGAGUCCAGUAAGAAGGGGCCACGGGGCGCAGAGCCCCACUCACAGGAAAAGGUCAAUGCCUCUGAUGACUCCUCGGACGGGAACAUGUCAGAAGAGAGUGCUGGCUUUGAGUGGGAAGACGACUUCCCCCUGUUACCCAUCGGAACCUCUGCAAUAAAGCCUGCCCCAGAACCCAAGCCAGCUCCUCCCAAACUGCCACCUGUCACCGCGGAGACCAAGCCCACUAUUCAAUACUCCCGCUUCACCGUCUCGCCCUCAAUCAUCUCUCGCUUCUCCAUCACGCAUGUCACUGACUCGGACAUGGAAUCCGCAGGAGGGAGCAGCGAGGAUGGAGACAAAGAAUAGGUUGGAGCCGUGGUAGGGGACCUAGGAAUCGGCCCUUGUUUCUGGACUAACCUUUUCAGGUUUUUUCUUUCUGUAUGUUUUUGUGUAUCAGGACAGCAAACAUGCCCUGAUGUCCUUUUAAGACAGUGCCUCCUAACGUCAGAAGACUACUGAAAUCAACCCUGUUUGUUUUGAAUCAGGGUCCCAAUAAGAACAAGGCCAAUAUGAAGAAAAACAUGAAGUAUCAACACCACAGAUUGGUAGUUUUUCGUAUCUGUAGAUGGAUGAAGUCUGAACCCAGGAGUCUGCAUACAACAGGGGCCUUUUAAAACCAUUUUGAAGAGAUAGAAAAACAAAAAACGUAGAAGAAAUCAAUUUGUUUUCGCCGUGGCCUCAUUGUACUGAUGAUCUUGUUAGAGGAUUAAUCAGGAUGUUUAGGAUGGAUUCAGGCCCUUAUCAGUGCUCUGCAGGACUAAAGCACGGCUGGGUGAGGACGACUACAAUAACAAAACUGUACCAAAGCCGAAGUGCUGUACUAUUAUCUUUUCCCCGGACAUUUGUUGGGAGACAUUGUUACACCAUAAUUGUGUCAUUGAUAAAAAAAAAAAGAACAAUGCCGAAUGAGCUUCAUUGUCAUAUUCAAAGCAGAUUGUCAUUGUUUUGGGACUGGAUGUUGGGAAAGGGGGACGGUGAAUAAUUGUUGAAGAGUAAUAAUAUUAGUUCAAAGGAAACCUACAGCUGCCUUGUGAUUGGCCAUCAACCAGGAAGUAGCAAAAGUGCCAGGAUGAUGCAGCAUUCUUUAGUCUGGCUAACCCCCAGUAUGUAAAAUUAUGUAUUCAAUGAAUUCUCAGACGUACACUGUAUUCAGCGUUGAUUUACCAAAUAAUUAUCUAUUUAUUUAUUUAUAUUUAUUUCAUUCUUUACAUUCCUUUGUUAUUCUCAUUUAAAUCACAGUAAUGAUUGCACACAGUGAAUUGCUUUGAGAUUUUCCAGUUUUACCGAGAUUUAACGUUACCUUUCAUGAUGAGUACAUAUUUCCUGAUCACAGUAAAUACCACGUCUGAUUUUAACUGCCAGUCCAAGACGCAGUUCAAAUACUGAGGGGACAAUUUAGAUCAUAAUGCUGUACGCAUAAUCCGAAACCUUUUGGAGAGGUUAGGGGGUUAUUAGUUGAGUGAGGUGUAAAAAAUUGUUAGCCAUAGAGGUUGUUGAUCAGUAUUGUAUUUUUAAAGAAGGAAGCCUUUCACAUGUAAUUUGUAAUGUUGAAUGAAGAAACAAAUGUGUUAUAUUUAUCAUCUAGUUAAGAAGCCAUCAGUAAUUAAGAGAAAAUAUGUAUUCACAACAGAAAGCUGCCUGAUUGCAUCGAGGAGUGUUUUUCCUUAAAACAUAUUCCAUUAUGGCAUUUGUUCAUUUAUUUCUGAUUCUAUUUUGGUAAAUAUCUACAAAAUGCAAUGUUAUAAGCACUAUAAGUAUGCAGGGUUACAUUGUGUUCACUUUAUAGUUUAAAAAAUAUGCGAUGCAAUUGAACUGCAUUGCACCGAAACGCAGGGAGGGACUUAACGUGCUUAUUACACUGUUAUUACAUGUGUUACGACACUGGAGAGCUGUGAUGUAAAGCCUUUAGUAUCUCUUAAAAUAUUUCUAUCACAUAUCACCCUCUUGUAAUUACACAGACGUUCUUAUUCCCCAUCCAUCUGUGUGCACCAGCGUCGCUCACAAGAUGCUCUUUAGACAAACAGCGUACAGUUAAAAUGUAUCGUCUACCAGUCUGCUACCUGCAGCUUGUUUUUUUUUAUUUUACGUAGCCGGCGUGCCAAGCAGAAAGGGAAAAAAAAUAAGAGACUACUCUCUACGCUCUGUGUUGUCCAUUGUUUGUUAGCCUCAUGCGGCUUCUAUCUUGUGUAAUAGUUUAGCGUAGAACCCCCUAGAAGGCUCGCUCUCUCUCUUCUUACUAUUUUUGUAUCUUGCAGAAUGAAUUUCAGACACAACUCUCGAGUUACCUAGGAGACAAAGCAGGGGAUUUAAGGAUGAUAUCUUUAUGUAUAUUUGCUGCCAAAGAGAUGUAUUGAGGUCAUGUGACACACAAUGCUAGUUUGACAAGGGUUUGGAUGUAUGGGGUGGGACACUGAGUGAUUGUCAUGGAGACAGUUUGAUUGGCAGUGGUCUUGCACCAUUCAAAGUUGGUUGUUCAAACAGGGGGUGGGUCCGAAUGCUGUAUAGUCGAGGAGGAACGGUGUGUUCCCUUAAUGUAUGUAUGUCACAUGAUGAAGUUGUUGUAUCUAUACGGCAAAGGUUAAUAAAUUAAAUUUGACAUG
Messenger RNA from Clupea harengus (Atlantic herring), 8284 nucleotides. RefSeq names its product lemur tail kinase 1 b (gene lmtkb). The record is from RefSeq and is a predicted model, not a curated record. Gene Ontology annotation, molecular function: protein tyrosine kinase activity; ATP binding. Gene Ontology annotation, biological process: peptidyl-tyrosine autophosphorylation; brain development. NCBI's taxonomy places the organism in Eukaryota, Metazoa, Chordata, Actinopteri, Clupeiformes, Clupeidae.